Molecule: messenger RNA, 1857 nt
Organism: Notechis scutatus (mainland tiger snake)
Lineage: Eukaryota; Metazoa; Chordata; Lepidosauria; Squamata; Elapidae
Source: RefSeq, a predicted model, not a curated record
GAUGCAAUUGACAGAAUACUGGAAAAUACUAUCCUUUGUUUUAGCCAUCAGAAUAUCAACUGGGAUUCCCAUAUCUUACCCAACCUCAUCCUAGGCUACAAUAUCUAUGAAAAUUAUUUCGAUUCAGGAAAGACUUCGGAUGCUUUGCUGGACCUGCUCUCAGAUGGGGAGGCCAAUGUCCCCAACUACAGUUGUGGGAGGCAGAGAAACACAGUGGCUGUUCUUGAAGGGGCUGAAACCAGUGUCUCCAUCCAGAUAUCAUCCAUAUUGGGCACCUACAAAAUCCCACAGCUUCAUCCCUUCCUUGGAAACUCUGAGUUUUAUAAUAGAUCCAUAGCUGGAGUCUCUCUGGAUGAGAAGGGAUAUCUGACAGCAGAUCUGGACAUUGCUGACUGGCUGUUUCUCAACAGGUCAAUUUACAGAAUGAUGUUUGGCAGCCUAGAAAAACAGGGAUCCCUGGAUUUCAACUUUAUGGUUAAUCAAAAGAGUUUGGAAGAGAUGCAGAAGCUGAACAAGCUACACAAGUGUGGAUUGCCCCAAAUGCCUCCCCCCUCCAUUCCCUUUGAUGGCAGGAACCCAGAAAGAUGCCACAUCAAUGAUGGAAAGCCUAACAACACAGAAGAAUACAACAAAUGUCCAGAAAAUCAACAUCCAAACAAAAACCAAACUCGCUGUAUCCCCAAGAUUAGGUCUUUCCUAUCUUAUCAAGAACAAUUGGGCAUUGCCUUGACUUCCAUUGCUCUGUUCCUCUCUUUGAUCACAUGCUUUAUCUUGGGAACCUUCAUUAAGUUCCAAGAAACUCCCAUAGUCAAAGCCAACAAUCGGGACCUCUCUUAUAUCCUUCUGGUUUGUCUCCUGCUUUCCUUCUUCACCUCCUUCUUGUUCAUUGGUCAGCCAAGGAGACUCACCUGCCUUCUUCGACAAACAGCCUUCAGCAUCAUCUUCUCUGUUGCCAUUUCUUCUGUCUUGGCCAAAACCAUCACAGUGGUGCUGGCCUUCUGGGCCACAAAACCAGGGAAUAAUGUUCAGAGAUGGCUGGGAAAGGGUUUUACCAACUCCAUUAUCCUUUCAUGCUCUGGUCUCCAAGUUGUCUUUUGCAGCAUCUGGCUGGCUGCUUUCCCCCCUUUACCUGAGACAGAUAUGCAUUCACAAUUUGCAAAAAUCAUUCUACAGUGCAGUGAAGGCUCUGUCGCCAUGUUUUAUGGGGCCCUUGGCUACAUGGGCUUCCUGGCUGCCGUCUGCUUCACAGUGGCUUUCCUGGCCAGGAAUCUGCCUGGGUCUUUCAACGAAGCCAAGCUGAUCACUUUCAGCAUGCUGGUCUUCUGCAGUGUCUGGGUGUUCUUCCUGCCCACCUAUCUGAGCACCAAAGGGAAAUACAUGGUGGCUGUGCAGGUCUUCUCCAUCUUGAUCUCCAAUGCUGGGUUGCUGGGGUGCAUCUUCAUCCCCAAGUGCUACAUUAUCAUUCUGAGACCAGACCUGAAUACAAAAGAACAUGUGAUGACCCUCCAUGCCAGCACUGAUGGCUCUUCUGCCAACAGGUUUGCAAAAGAGGAAGAACCCCAUAAGCUUGAAAGUCUUGUGCCCUAUCAAAGUGCAUUAUCAGAGAUCAACCAGGAUUCCCAUCACUUACCCAACAUCACCCUGGGCUACAAUGUCUAUGAAAAUUAUUUCAAUGCAGAAAAGACUUCAGAUGCUUUGCUGGACCUGCUUUCAGACGGGGAGGCCAAUGUCCCCAACUACAGUUGUGGGAGGCAGAGAAACACAGUGGCUGUUCUUGAAGGUACUGAAACAGGCUUCUCCAUCCAGAUAUCAUCCAUGUUGGGCACCUACAAAAUCCCACAGGAUAAGGAGGAAUGA